AUGCAAUCAAUGGAACAAUUACGUCCAGAAGAAUUAGUAGGGCUGGUAGCCCGGUCAGCAGAGGGUACAGCUGCAAAGGGUAUGCCAAUCAAGGGCAACGAAGAUCUUUGGGUCGAGAUUCAAGCGAAUACCUUUAGGAACUGGGUCAAUGAGCAUCUGAAGCACGCGGGUGACGCCGGAGGAGGACCGGUUUUGGACUUGGCGGAAGAUUUUCGCGACGGAACGCGUCUUUGCGCUCUCGUUGAAGUCCUCACCAAGCGACGGCUUCCCAGGUGGAAUCCCCGGCCCGCGAACCAGCACCACCACCUGGAGAACGUGUCAACCGCCCUGCAGGCCAUCGAGGCCGACGGCGUCAAGCUCGUCAACAUCGGUAAUGUAGACAUCGUUAAUGGAAACCUUAAACUGAUUCUUGGAUUAAUAUGGUCACUUAUUGUUCGCUACCAAAUUGGAAAAUCAAAAUUCCCACCGCGUAAACUCAUGCUAGCUUGGCUUAAGGCAGUAUUACCAGAAUGCCGUGUCAAUAAUUUUACAACAGAUUGGAAUUCGGGUGUUUAUUUAAGCGCAUUAUUAGAUUACUGUAAGCCUGGUUUGUUUCCUCAUUGGCGUCAAUUGGAUCGUACUGAUAGCGUUUACAACUGUCGAAAAGCUAUGGAAAUUUCAAAACGUGAAUUUGACAUCCCAGUAGUAUUAGAACCAGAAUAUCUAGCCUCACCAUAUCUCGAUGAGCUCUCAGGGAUGACAUACCUGUCUUAUUUUAUGAAGGAAGGUUCUCCAGGUUUCUAUGCAACACUACGUUGGGUUAAUUCACAAUUAACUCAUGCUCCUGUCAGAAAUUUUACGACUGAUUGGAACGACGGCCGAGCACUGUGCAGCAUAGUCAGAAAUCUUGGUGGUCCAGCGCCGACGUACGACAAAAUAAAGACCGACCCCAAGUACUGGGAGUCGAACCUCCAGCAGGGAAUCGACGGGGCAAAAAAGUUGGGCGUCGAGCCUAUUCUGAAAGCCAAGGACAUGGCAGACCAAAACGUAGAGCACUUGGGAGUUAUGGCUUACGCGGCCCAUUUCCAGUGGGUAAAACCUCGUCCUCAGGCCAGCGAGCAGCUCGCAGUCCACGUAGACAGCACUUCUGCCCGCGUUCAGCAGCCAGCGAUAUUCCGUUUGGAGAUGCUGUCGAAAGAAGUACAUCCACGUGAAGUUCGUGGUGAGAUAAUAAGUCCAAGUGGGAAAAUAGAAUGUCGUCUCACUUGGAAUGGUACACACGGCAAGGGUACAUUUGUACCGACCGAAGUAGGAAUGCACAAGUUGAUGGUGUACAAUGAUGGGGAGCUCGUCAAUGGUUGUCCCUAUUACUUCAGGGUUUUACCUCCGUUAACGAAAAUAAAAUCCCCCGGCAUGGAGCCAUGCGCUAUUGGCUCUAUUGUCGAGGUUCUAGUCAACAGUUACGGAACUAGUCAUGACGGCAUUGACGUGACAGCAUGGUCACCAACAAAUCGUUCGCUUCCCUGUCCGGUAAAAGAAAAUAGCGGAGUGCAUACCGCGACAUUUCAGCCUGAUGAAACCGGUGAAUGGAGUAUCGCUAUUACGCAUAAAGGUACACACAUACAAGGCGGUCCAUUUACUUGUUUCGUCUUUGAUCCAAAUGGUAUCAAGCUAAUGGAUACAGAAGGUGCAAUACCCGGCCAACCAUUUUCAUUCAUAGUCGACGCGACGGGUACAGGUGGCCUGGGAGACGUCAACAUCGACAUAGUCCAUGACAAGCAAUCGGUACCAUUCCGAAUGGAAGAUAUCGGAAGAAUGCGCUACCGAGUGUUUAUGGUCCCGCGCGAAGCGGGAAAAUACCGAGUAUACUUAUACUUCAACGGGUCUGACGUUCGCGGCUCGCCGAUAUCAAUCCGAGUAGGCUCUCACAAGAGCAGAAGGUCUAAAGAAGCCUCAUCUAGCUACGAGAGGUCAAAAGUUUCUUCUCUAGAAAAAAGAAUGAACGGGCUGAACGUGACCGAUGGGCAAAAACGACACUCGCCAGUCUACAAGAGUUCCUCGCAGAGUCCUACUCAAAACUACCGGGACUAUCAUCACCAGUCAUACAAAUCAAAUUAUGUGACUGAGAAUUCAAACUCGUAUCAGGUACCGAGUCCUUUGCAGGCUUCGAGAUCUCCUGUCCAGAACUCAAGUCCUUCGUUGAUCAAAGAGUCUCGGGAAAUUUACUCCUCGACGACGUUCAACCGCUCAAGGUCCCCGGUGAAUGUUGCACAAAGCCCCAGUUUGAUCAAGGAGUCCAAGGAUGUAUAUGCUUCUAGCUCGCUCAAGAGAUCACGGUCUCCUAAUUUACGAGACUCCCACACCACAGCUUCCAGUAGUGUUAUCAAAGAGUCCAAGGAUAUUUAUCAGUCGAGUACGUUAAAUAGAUCACGGUCACCAGCUGUCAGUCCUAUUAAUCGCAGCUUUAGUCCCAGGGUCAAUGGAAAAGAUCUUGGGCGAAGACGUGGAUCUGCUGAUAGUGGAGUCAUUGACACUAGCAGCAAUGUACGAGUAUCGUCAACUUUGGGAGGAACUCCAAGGAGAGACUCCUGGGACGCGAUAGCUAAAACGAAAGCCAUGCUGUCUUACGGAAGCCUCGAGUCAUUGGCAAACCUCGCGAAUUCGGGAACCGAGCACACGAAUUUUGUAAACGAGGGAUACCGCAACGGCUACAACAACUACUCCUCGACAACGAACGUCGAACGAACGGUAGAAAACUCAAAAAAUUACACAACUCGUUUCACUAGCGACUACAGAUCUUCAUCGCCCAAGUACAAUGGCAACCACACCAUGGAGAACGGACGUAGUCACACCCACGGUAUCUUGAAAAAUAGAAACAACAACUAUUACAAAUCCACCGACACUACGGACAUUAUCCACGAGCGAUUAAUCAACAACGAAGAGUUUAUGAACACGACGGAACGUCGUAAAGGUUGCUUAGCUUCUGGAACAGCGCUUGAUGUUCUGCCGCUUCAUAAGCCCGCUUCGUUUACUCUCGAUCCAAGUGUCGACGGCAGCAAGGCUAUUGUUACUGUAACUGGACCCCGGGGUAAACAAAUAUCCUACAAAAAAUCAACUCUUCGAGGCUAUACGUACACAAUAACUGCUGAAGAAGUUGGAGAACAUACUAUUCAAGUCACUGUUAAUGGUCAACACAUUAAAGGAUCACCUUUUAGAUCUCAAGCUUACGAUGCAGCUGCAAUCCAUGUAGAUAAUGUACCAGACGGAGUAGUUAAUCAACCUGUUGAAUUUGAAAUCGACGGUUCCAGAGCUGGCUCAGGAAACUUAGAAAUUCUAGUAAACGGUGGGCAUGUAACAAGUUUCGUAAAGGCCCUGGGUAGUCAUAGAUUUUUAGCGUCAUUUGUACCUCAUGAGGCAGUAACUCAUCUCGUCGAGAUGACUUUCAAUGGCGAAACUGUGCCAGGAUCACCUUGGAGAGUUAACGUAAUGCCUGGACCGAAGAUGUCGGUCUUGGGGGACUCAGUAAGGCUAGUACCUGCUGGUACUCCGGCCUUAUUUGAACUCUCUGCCCUUGGUUUUACCAGCAAAGAAAUAGACGUGCAGAUAAUAACACCAUCUAAAAGACACAUAACAGCACGUGUUGAUGAAGAACCAGGGCGCACAGGUGAAUUCCGGGUGGAGUUUACGCCAACAGAAGUGGGUAGUCAUCUGGUGGAGGUGAGCGUCGCGGGACAAAAGCUACCGGCUGGACCCCUCAUCGCAAAAGUCUAUAACAGCAGCCUCAUCCAAGUUACUGACGUACCCAGUGCCGUUGUUGGACAUGCCUGCCAAUUUAGAGUUGACGCUAGCGCUGCUGGCGAAGGCCAGUUAGAAAUAUCGAUAAACGAAGGAGAAGUGCCAAAUCACGUCCAAGUAGUAGGUGGUGGUCGUUGCCUCGUGUCAUUUACGCCUGAAUCAGCCAAGCCUCAUUACAUAGACAUUAAAUUCAACGGCGAAGCUGUGCCAGGUUGCCCUUUUGUCUGCAAUGUUUCCGAUACAAGUCGGGUGAUUCUUAGCUUAAAUCACUUGGAAUUAAUACCCGUCGAUCAACCGGCCAAUUUUCAUAUGGCUGUUGAUGGUAGUGGAAGUGCUGAACUUGCUGUUUCUGUUCGUGGACCAACGAUAGAAUUACCAGUAAAAGUAACAGGAAAUAUUCACAGUGGAUUUACCGCUGAAUUUACACCUCGCGAUGUUGGUGUUCAUUCAAUAAGCGUUGAGUACAAUGGUCACCCAGUAAACGGGACUCCGUUUCUAGCAAAGGCAUUUAAUGCUGAUAAAGUAUUAAUCGGGCCAGUUGCUAGAGGAAGCGUCGGUCAACCAACGCAUUUUACUGUGGACGCGAGUCAAGCAGGCGAAGGUAAUCUUGAGAUAACGAUAUCAGCUCGGGGGCAAAACAUACCCACGCAAGUAACUCCCCAGGGCAACGCACGUUUCUCUGUGAGCUUCGUGCCAUUCGAGGCGUGCGAACACGUGAUAAACAUCGCGUUCAACAAACGAACCGUCCCCGGGUGCCCGAUAGUCACCCGGGUCGGUGGGGACAGCCAUGUCACUGUAAGUGGUCAGGCAUUGAGUAGCGCUGGCUUGGGACGUCAGAGUCAUCUGACUGUCAGCAAUGUUGCCGGUAGCUUGGAAGACUUAGAAGUUAACGUUGAAGGACCCAAUGGACAGGCCGUACCAGCGCAAGUCACCGACAACAAAGACACAACUUGCACUGUUGCAUUUACGCCUCGCGUUGUCGGUGAGCACAGAAUAGCUGUGAGCCAUCGUAAUAUUCCAGUUGUUGGUAGUCCGUUUAGUUGUAAAGUUUACGAUGUCACGGCUAUCAAGGUCAAGGAUGCCAAGAGAGGAGUUAUUGGAAUGCCAGUUACAUUUUUA
This is a messenger RNA of Cotesia congregata, 4893 nucleotides long. The record is from the annotation of a GenBank genome assembly. NCBI's taxonomy places the organism in Eukaryota, Metazoa, Arthropoda, Insecta, Hymenoptera, Braconidae.